Morchella importuna is the source of this 411-nucleotide messenger RNA. RefSeq lists its product as uncharacterized. The transcript has a single exon. Lineage: Eukaryota; Fungi; Ascomycota; Pezizomycetes; Pezizales; Morchellaceae. The record is from RefSeq and is a predicted model, not a curated record. The coding region runs from base 1 to 411 and encodes 136 amino acids.
AUGUCCUACUCCGCCGCCGCCAUCCGCCGCUCCCACACGUACGCCAUGCUCGGGCAAGACUACCUCCGCGCGCAAGCAGGCCACAGAUUCCGCAUGACCCGCCACAUCUCCGGCAUGCUUGAGCUUCUCCAAGACGCGGGCAACUGCCCACAAUCAUUGCUUGAUCUGCUUAAAAACGAGAAGCGCCGAUUUAUCGCGAGGUAUCGCGAGGUGCGGGAGAGCAUAAGGACGAUCGAUGAGGUUAUGGAAAGAUGGUACCCUGAGAGGGAGGUUUAUGAAGAGGAGGAGGGGGAAGAGGGGGUGGAGGAGAAUGGGCGUGGGGGUUGGAGCCGUGGGUUUGGGGGCGGAUUUACACAGGCGAUGGGGUGGUGGACAAUUGAUUUUGUGUAUCCUGAUAAUGAUACGGAGUGA